AUGGCUCUUUCCAAGGGCGAGUCCGAUAUCAUUCUCAAUCGGGCCAACGUCGCCCUCGCCCGCAGUCAGCGUCUUGUCGCAUCAUGGCUCCCCGCCGCGACAACGGAUGAACUGGCCAAUACCAAAUCUGAAGAGGAGCUUCAACGUGAAGAAGAUGAGAUUUUUACUGCUGUGCCUGAGACACUCGGCGUUGGCGCACCUCUCCCCGAAAAAGCCGCAGAUGGCAGCUGGAACCGCACCGAACUAAGCUCCAACGACCAAUUACGAAAACAACUCCUCGGAAGAAACUAUGACAAAUUUAUGAAAGCUUCUGCGGCAGCGAAACAAGCAUCUCGAACCGCUGGGCCGGCGGGCACGAAUGGAGAUCAUUCUCAUCUCCAGAACGGCAAAACGCAAUCGCAAUUGCAAGCACAGGAGGAGGACGAGUAUGAUGAUGAUGAAGAAGGGAGGGUAUCGAUGGUGGGCAGGAAGAAUCGCAAGAUGGGGAUGAAUGGGACACAGAAGAAGAUGAAUCUGAAGAGGAAGAAGAUGGAUGAGGCUGGUCCUACGUCUGUAUUGAUCGGAGCUGAGGAUUCUACCGGGACAAAUGGGCUUGUCGCUGGAGAUGGCUCGAAUUCUGCAGCGGAUCGUGGUGUCGAGGAUGCAGAUCAGGAUGCGAGUGCGGGUACGGACGCGGUGGACGGACCAGUUGAGACUGAUGCGUCUGUGAAACCGGCUCCGUCAAAGGGGAGGAAGAAGGCAACGAGUUAUUUGGAUGAGUUGCUGGCUGAAAGAUCUAAGAAGAGAAAGAAGCGGUGA
Molecule: messenger RNA, 798 nt
Organism: Penicillium oxalicum
Lineage: Eukaryota; Fungi; Ascomycota; Eurotiomycetes; Eurotiales; Aspergillaceae
Product: DUF3245 domain-containing protein
Exons: 2
Coding region: 1-798 (265 amino acids)
Source: RefSeq, a predicted model, not a curated record